This is a messenger RNA of Entamoeba invadens IP1, 546 nucleotides long. RefSeq lists its product as hypothetical. Lineage: Eukaryota; Evosea; Mastigamoebida; Endamoebidae. The coding region runs from base 1 to 546 and encodes 181 amino acids. The record is from RefSeq and is a predicted model, not a curated record. The transcript has 2 exons.
AUGCUUGAUGUUGGAGUGUUUGGAAGGAUGAAAAGAAGAAUAGUACAACAACGCGCAAUGAAUGGAAGAAUUGAAGCAUUGUUUUUGCAAGAAAAAAAUAAUGUGAAAGAACAAAUAGCUGGGAAGUCAGUUUUUGAAUACCAUAUUGACGAAAAAUACAAGAAAAAGAUUAAAGAUGCCUUUUUUCUAAUCGAUUCGUAUUUUGCAUCUGCUACUUAUUGCUACAAUGUAUUGGCUUUUAAUCUAUGUGGAAUUGAAUCAUUUUGGUGUAAUGAUUAUUCAACUUGUCGUGUCAAUCCUUUAAAGUGUCAUGGAAUCACUGAAAAUCCAUCAUUUGUUGAAAUCUUUCAAUCUUUCGUUGUUGAACCAUUCCCAUUGAGAAAGGAAAAGAGAAAGACCAUUUUAACACCAAAACAAUUGGAGUUGAAGAAGAGCAGAAAUGAAAUGAAACAAAUAGAAAAACAAAGGAAAAAACCUUUAACAAAACAAGUUUCAGACAAACCACAAAAAGUGCUGCGUUUUAGACUUUUACGUUUCUCUAAGUGA